UGAUUUCAGGCGCGCAGUCUCAAAUUUUCAAAGUAAACUUGUCCGCGCAAGAAGCAAAGUUUUUAUGGCACACCAGCACACCAGAAAUUUUUGGUGGUGCACACCGGCACGCCAGGCUUUUUGCUCGUGUACACCAGAGAUCUCAUCGAAAAGUGCCAUACUCUGCAGACCGGAGCAUGUCUGGUUAGGGAUUUUUGUGGAAGGAAAAAGAUGAUGGGUUUAUCACUAAAAGACUUUAGACAAUAAAAUGGAUCUUGGUGUUGAAAAGAAAGUACCUGGUAACUCAUAUAAUGAAGAUGGAAUUGGAAUUAGCUCCGAAUCAAAAGAGGAAGGCCAGUUGCAAAGACAGGUUGUCAGCAAUUUCUCUGAAGGCUUUCCUGGAGGUCUAGACAAUGGUGUCAUAAAGGCAAAAAGUUUCUAUGGUUCAUCGAGCGUGGCAUCUGGGAAUGUUGAUUAUAGUAGAAUAAGAAAAGAUGUUCUUAGUAAAAAGGCAAUUAGUAGCUCUACAAAAGAAAGAAACAUAAAUGGAGGUGGUAAAUCAAAGAAAGGUGCCAGCCAUGGAAGAAUUACAAGAAAGGAACAGAGAAACCCUUAUGUUAGGAAAAUCCAUAAAUCAAGGAAGGAACCCAUUAGAAACAGAGGUACUGAGUUAAAAGUGAAUGCCCAAACAGAUGUAUCUAUUGAUAUGAAUGAUUCACAUGAGAAAAUCCAGCAUCCUGUCUGUAUUGAUGUACAGAAGACAAUUAGUCCAAUGUUUUCAUCAGAUACUGAAUCACAAGAUGCAGUAGGAGCUAAAAUUUCAUCUUUGAUUAAUAAAGUUUGUAGGACUUAUGAUUCAAAUAGUGAUGAUAUUCUUUCUCUGGACAAUGGCGAAUCUGAAACCCGCUCAGAAUCUUUGGAAAUUGGUGAAUAUAAUUCUAGUUUCUCUCUUUCAUUUUCAUCCGAUCAUGAUUCAUGUGACAUUAAUCAGAAUGCAAUAGACUGCAAAGACAGAAAUGGAAUAUCCUCCGAAGAUUUAAAUAUUGCAAGUGAUGAUGAAGGUGUAUCUUUGUGUUCAUUCAUUGAUAAGUUAAAAUCUGUAAAAGAUGGGAAAACUGAAAAUUGUACAAAUACCUCUAGCAAAAAGUGCAUACUAAGUAGAGGAUUAAACCAGUCAUUAUCAGAUAAAACAAAAUCUUUGCAAGACGAGGAAGAAGGAAGAAGUUGUUUUUCCUCAUCUGAGUUGGAAAAUUAUGAUAAGUCCAAAAAACAAGACAAACAUUGCAUUAAAAAUGUCAAAACUGAUACUCCAUCGAACCAUACAAAUGGAACUGGAUUGUUUAGAUAUUUCAAGAGAACAUCACCAAAAGAUGAAAAUAACAGAACUAAAUCAGAUGAUAGUGGCUCGAAGGUUGUCUCUAGUGCUUUUCAGAAAGGGAAAGAACAGCUGUUGGUACCUGAAAGACAUUCCCCUAAUAAUAAAAAAACCUUCAAUCAAAAGCUGAUAUUUGAUAUUGCAAAGUCAAGUCCAGAAACAGACGAUGAUUUACAAGUACCUAAAAAGCAACAGAAGAAGGAAAAGAGGCAAACCCUGAGUCCGCGAAUGGGUCCCAAAAAGAUGGAGCAGUUGUAUAUUGAUGUUGGGCAGAAGAAUUUCGGACAUACAACUUGUGAAGCAUGUGGAAUGGUUUAUACAAAGACCUUACCCGAGGAUGCAUUAGAACACUCCAAAUAUCACCAAAAGCUUAUGCAAAAACUGAAGUUCAAGGGAUGGAAGAGUGAGAGAGUUUUACAGGAAUUUCAUGAUGGUAGAAUCAUCCAAGUGAAUGCACAAGAUAACAGUUUGCAUUUAAAAAAGAUUUCAGACGUCCGCGAUAUUGUUGAUGGCGAACUUGGAUUCGCACGUGGUGUAAUCGAGCUUUCAUCACUUGAAAAAGUUUUCAUUUUCGUCUCAAUGCAAAAGAUCGUGGGCUGCGCCAUCGCAGUUCCCGUCUCAAAGGCCUACCCUGUCAUAGCUAAUCAAGGUACUCCGAGCCCAGAAGUGAAUUCUGGGGUGCCAACAUUGUCAUGGUGCUGCAGUGCGAAUCCUGUUCCUGCAUUAUGCGGUAUUAGUAGAAUAUGGGUUUUGAAGCAGUCUCGACGAAAGAAAGUUGCAGAAAGGCUAGUGGAUGCCAUCAGGAAUAAUUUCAUUUUUGGUGUUGUUAUAAGCAAGGGAAAACUAGCAUUUAGCGAUCCAACACCCGAUGGAAGACUUUUCGCUGAAAAGUACACAGGGACACCAAAUUUUCUCGUCUUUCGGUAGCCCGUAAUUUUCUUGCAAAUAGUUUUUCUAGACAUGAAUUGUUAGAAAUAGUUAUUGAAUUUGAUAUCGCGCAUUAUUACUUCGCAUAGAUACGGAUUUUCAUAUUACGCCAAAUUUAAAACUUUUCGAUUAUUAAACUGUUACGGUUUUUUAUGUUUUUCACCAAUGUGGAUGCGAAGAGGUAGAGAAAAAUGAUCCCUUCUCAAUAACUACACAGUAACACAGAAGGGGAUGGGGGUAGUAAGAGGGUAGGCAAGGCAACCCAAUACUCUAGAGAGUCCCCAAAACAAGACAUUCGUGGAUCGUACUAAGUUUGAAAAUGUUGCCUCUUAACCCUCUCUCCUAUGACUGUGUUGGUUUUUACAUGUUUGGGCAUUAGCUCUUUACGUUAUUUUAAACAUAGUCAUUCCUAUAUGUUGACCAUAAAAAUGUUCGCCCCCCCCUUCAAAGUCAAAAUCGUAACUACCCUUGUACAGUAACAUGUGCUACUGUAGCCUUGAUACCCACUAGAAUAAUGCUCAUGUGCUCUUCUUAUGAUCCUUUUCUAAAGAAUAUAGAAUUGCAAUGUGAUGGCGUCAUUAAACUAUUUCAGAAUUUGACCUGAGUCCCCCGAAUGUGUUGAAAACAACAUUGGACGCUGUGUUGUAUGCGUUGCCUGUGUUAUUCUCGUUUAUUUUACUGGUUAAGGGGUAGUAUAAGAUAGAUACUGCAAGACAUAAAAUGUUCAUUUUAUAUAUAAGUUUUGAAUGCAUUUUCAAAACUCAUACUUUGUAUGGAUAGCUAAUACGUGAUCACUUCCUGCUUUUAACUCUUCAAUGGUCCUUGAUCAUAGCUACCUCUCACCAAUUUCCCCUCACACCCCCGAAAUUUUCCAUGAAUAGAAACCCCAUCGACUGACAUAUCCCUAUUUUAAAAUUGUGUAAUCCCCACACCCCAGAGUAAUGUUUAACGUUUGACAGCCAAUUUUUAUCUUUUUUAGUUGCAGUCUCGUGUGUUGUAAAAGUUUAUGAUUUAAUGUUAAUAGUACAAAAGUAUUGAAAUUUAUUCUUGCUUUGUUAAAAAUUUGGAUUAGUUAUUUACAAUUGGGAUCAAUAUUGAUCAGCAUUGACACUCAGUUAUGAUGUUAUUUAUACCCUUGUUAUAAUGAAAAUUUUAUCAAUGAAUGUAGAUUGAAAAAUGAAACGAUAGUUGAA
Messenger RNA from Rhopilema esculentum, 3474 nucleotides. RefSeq lists its product as uncharacterized. Gene Ontology annotation, cellular component: chromatin; nucleus. NCBI's taxonomy places the organism in Eukaryota, Metazoa, Cnidaria, Scyphozoa, Rhizostomeae, Rhizostomatidae. Gene Ontology annotation, molecular function: protein-lysine-acetyltransferase activity. The record is from RefSeq and is a predicted model, not a curated record. Gene Ontology annotation, biological process: mitotic sister chromatid cohesion.